Molecule: messenger RNA, 735 nt
Organism: Exaiptasia diaphana
Lineage: Eukaryota; Metazoa; Cnidaria; Anthozoa; Actiniaria; Aiptasiidae
Product: probable Werner syndrome ATP-dependent helicase homolog 1
Exons: 1
Coding region: 1-735 (244 amino acids)
Biological process (GO): double-strand break repair via homologous recombination; telomere maintenance
Cellular component (GO): nucleus; chromosome; cytoplasm
Molecular function (GO): 3'-5' DNA helicase activity; four-way junction helicase activity
Source: RefSeq, a predicted model, not a curated record
AUGCUGGCUCUUACUGCAACUGCUCCUAAAUUACUAAGAGAAAAAAUUGAAMAAUCGCUAUGUCUUCACAAACCCAAGGUUGUASUGGCGAACUUAAACCGUGAGAACAUAUUUUUACAUAAAGAAAAACGAAAAGCUGCUUGCAUUGGCCUUGAAGCCUAUGAAUCAAUUCUUAGGCCUAUAGCUGAUGAUUUAAAGAUGAAGUUAGUUUCGUAUCCACUAACAAUCAUUUUCCUUCCACUUAAAUAUUGUGGGUAUGCUUACAAAUUAUUCUCUUAUGUGCUAGGGAAAAAUAGCUACUAUCCUUUAGAUUGUGCAAAAGUACCAGAMAAUUGUUUAUUUGCACAGUAUAAUUCACCACAGACAACAGAUAUGAAGAACCAAAUUCUAAAGCAACUUCAAGGCAAACAAAACAAAAUCACAAGAGUAAUUUUUGCAACAGUUGCCAUAGGGAUUGGAGUGAACAUUCCUGAUGUGCGUCAAGUAGUUCACAUAGGUGUUCCAAGGACCUUAGAGGCCUACUUUCAGGAAAUAGGCAGAGCAGGAAGAGAUGGUAAGCCAGCUAAAGCUCUACUCUAUUAUAAUGGGCAGGACAUUGCAACCAAUGUACCUGGUAUGUCCGAAGAAAURAGGCARUUCUGCUUACUUGAAAGGAGGUGUCUGCGCGAAGCAUUAUUGGAACAUGGGAUCACCAAUUAUCUUUCCAAGCACAGACCCAAAUCUUUGUUGCAGUAA